Messenger RNA from Capsella rubella, 1467 nucleotides. RefSeq lists its product as uncharacterized. The transcript is spliced from 12 exons. NCBI's taxonomy places the organism in Eukaryota, Viridiplantae, Streptophyta, Magnoliopsida, Brassicales, Brassicaceae. The record is from RefSeq and is a predicted model, not a curated record. Bases 73 to 1212 code for a protein of 379 amino acids.
UCCUCUCUCUCGCGACUCGCGCUCUCUCUCUCUCUGACUGUGCUAAGUCCUCCUCUGUUGCAGUCUCCAAUAAUGGCGAUUUUUAAGUCACUUUUAUUUAUUUUUCUCGUAACGCUUCAAAUUGCUUCAUUCACAGCUUCUUCCUCAGAAAACAAUGGUUGUAAUAAUGAACAUCAGAACCAUUUGCUCGACGAACUCAAAUCCACUGUCUCUGAUCUCCAAUCAAUCAUCACUGAGAAAAACCAAGAAUUGAUUAUCAAGGAAGAGAAAAUCCAAGGUCUGGAGUUAUAUAUCCGGGAGAAAUCGUACUUGUUUGAGAGUGAGACUGAUUUUUCAAAAUCUAAGGAUGGGGUGAAGCAUGCUAGUAAAGCAGAAGAAAAGAUUUUUGAGCUUCAGAAGCAGGUAUUUGCUCUAAAACGGGAAGUGGAAUUGCAACGCAAGAGAAGGCUUGAAGUGGAAGCUGAGAAAUUUGCACAACCUAGCUCAAAGCUUGAAAAUAUUGAUGGAAAGUGGUUCUUGGCUAAGCUUGGUCUUAACCUGAAUAAAACUCAGGCCUAUCUGAUGACCUUAUGGCAUCAACAUCUGAGCUCAGCUCUUCAUAUCACUCUUCAAAAGGUCUUGCAGAAAAUUGACCAAGUCCAAAAAUGGUCAGAGCCUCACAUCGAAACCCUGAAUUCAAAAUGGAUUCCAAGCAUCAAAGAUGCAUGUGUGACAUUAACUAUAUAUCUUGAACCAAAAGUUCAGUAUUUAACUGAUAAGUCCAUCGAGGUGUUAUGUACAUCUAAGCAGGCUUUGACACCACAUCUCAUCCAAGGAUUCGAUGCAUCAUACUAUUAUUUUGAGGUAAUCAAAACACAUACACAUCCAUACACGAUCCGGAUUAUGACCAUAACGAAACCACACUUGGAGAGAGUACAAGUUGCCUUAGAGCCAUAUACUGAGAAUGUAAGACAUGGCUUUAAGAAGUUGGUUAACUCGACAAAAAUCUAUCAUCAACAGGCUCAAGAAAUGUUGAAGAACAAUGAGCUCACGAAACCGAUUGCUACCAUGGACUUAGCUUGGGUUGGGGCCACAGCUUUAAUUGGCUUCCCACUUAUAUUCAUCAUCAAAUUGCUUACUGCAGUCUCCAAUCCAAAGGGGAAGAAGAGAUACAGCCAUAGAAAAGAACCAGUCAACGGGUAUCGAAGAGCCAAACGCCGUCAUCCUCAAUAAUGAAACAAUAGAACUAUAACUUUAGGAGAUCAAAAAGGUUUUAGUGGUUUUACUUACAGACAUUGCCUGUGGUUCCUGUUAAGAUGGUUUACUCAAAUGAAGGAAACAUCUUUUGCUGGUGGUUUGUAUAUACCUUUCUGAUUUCUCAGAACCCAAAACAACAGUUAUUAGUUUUGGGCCUCUUGGCUGAAGAAAUUGAGCAGAGCUGUUCUACAAAUCUCUGUAGUAAGGAACAAUAUUUUCAGUUUGUCGUCA